Molecule: messenger RNA, 857 nt
Organism: Ceratina calcarata
Lineage: Eukaryota; Metazoa; Arthropoda; Insecta; Hymenoptera; Apidae
Product: coiled-coil domain-containing protein 25
Exons: 5
Coding region: 110-739 (209 amino acids)
Source: RefSeq, a predicted model, not a curated record
GGGUAAUUACGAACCUGUGUGUGCACCUUACCGUCGCUGCUAUCGGAUUCGCGAGUUUAAGUUUGACAGAUAAAAUACACCACGUGUUUCUACGAAAUUCCUCCUAACGAUGGUUUAUUAUUUUAUGAGCGAAGUGGUACAACCACCGGUAACAUUAUUCAUGGGUGUUGAUAAAUAUGAAAAUGAAGAUCUCAUAAAGUGGGGUUGGCCAGAAGACGUUUGGUUCCACGUUGAUAAAUACUCCUCCGCACACGUAUAUCUCCGGCUUGCUUUCGGACAAACGAUAGACGAUAUACCUAGUACCGUGUUAGAGGAUGCUGCACAGUUAGUAAAAGCUAACAGCAUCGAGGGGAAUAAAGUAAACGACGUUGAUGUAGUAUACACGAUGUGGUCGAAUUUAAAAAAGACUCAGGGCAUGGACGUAGGACAGAUCGGUUUCCAUAAAGACAAAGAUCUACGAAAGAUACACGUCGCCAAGCGAAUAAACGCUGUUGUUAAUAGACUGAAUAAGACCAAACGCUUGGAGCAAGUAAAUUUCAGAGCAGAGAGGGAACAGCGCGAUAGGAAUGAAAGGGAGGACAAGAAGAAGCUUUUACGAGAGCAAAAGGAGAAAGAAAAAGCAGAAGAGAAGCGAAGGAAAGAAGAGGCAGAAAUGAGGAGUUAUAACUCGUUGUUUAAUUCAUCCAACAUGACGUCGAACGCGGAAAAUAGUGGAUAUGAUUCAGACGAUUUUAUGUGAUACGAUUAAUAUUAAUAUAAUUCGUGCCUACUCUCCUAUAGCUCGAAGUAACAGAUCUAUGAUAAGCAUGUACCGUUUCAAAGUUUAAUAAUCUUGCAGCUUCGAGAGAAAUGAAAAA